Daldinia caldariorum is the source of this 1026-nucleotide messenger RNA. RefSeq lists its product as uncharacterized. The coding region runs from base 223 to 711 and encodes 162 amino acids. The transcript has 2 exons. NCBI's taxonomy places the organism in Eukaryota, Fungi, Ascomycota, Sordariomycetes, Xylariales, Hypoxylaceae. The record is from RefSeq and is a predicted model, not a curated record.
GUACUCGGUUCUCUCGGUAACCUUUGAAGGGCAGAAUAUAUAUAGUAAUGUAGGAUUCGAUUUAAAAAUAAGGCACUUGCACGUUGAAUCCACGUAAUUCUUGAAGAUCAGAAAUAAUCUCCUAAACAUUUCUCAACAAUAAAACUCGGCACAACCCCCAAGAUAUUUUCCAUAGGUAGGAAUCGUCCAGGUCAGGCCAAAACUACUACUGAAAAUUGCAAAAUGCAUACCGUUACACUGCUGGGGCUUUUGGCUGUGCCGGCCGCUUCGAAGGCCUUGAUGUAUGCUGUCCCUACGAGUCUCAAAGCCACCGACUGCAUAUUCCCGGCCAAUUAUACCGUUUCCAACUUCACAAUCUACACGGACAGAUUCGACAGCGCCAAAAACUGUACCUCAUUCAUUUUUGAUGAUCCGAGUACUGGUAUUAAUACCAGCUGCAGCCGUAACUCGACCUCGAAGCUUCACGGCUCCAACCGAUGGCCGUGUGACGACUCAAACGUCGAAUUCAUUUACCAGACGACCGGUAUAGCAGGUUUAACUCUGAUCGAAGCUGCGUGUCCUGGGAAUGUUCCUCAAUUUGAGGCGGCUGGUCUCAUCGCACCGGAUAUGGCAUGCACGAAUUCUACUACGGGAACUACCUGUGUAGCCAAGCAAUCUCCCAUUGUGGGAGAUUUCGACAGCCUUCAACCCGUACCACCGUCUUCCAGCUGAGCGUCAGUAAGAGACGGACAGUCAAGGGGUAAAAUGGGAAGUUGGUAUUGUUUACCUAGGAGACGUAAUUAUCGCAUGAAUUUGUGGUUGGAGCCGAGGAAAUAUAAUUAUUUGUGAACGAGAUGGAUUGGACGUAGGGUUUAAUCGGAUAUUCCUAUAUCAAACGGUAUUCAAGGGUUAGAUAAAAAAAAAAAAACCACUUGUUCAAUGCUUAAUUUGUUUAAUUAAUCGAGGCUCAAUCAAGAUUCUCACCACUUGUGUUAGUUUGAGAAUUGACGUAUUACCUAUAUUAGGACAAUAGAGGAAUAGCAUGAC